AUGCGCGGAACAAGCAUCAGAGAACUGUGUAACAUUGAGAAUGGAAGGAACCUAAACGUCAUCGAGGAGGAAGAAAAUUGCGAGAGAAUGCGAGCUGGAGGGGAUGAUGUGAAUUGUGCAUGCUGUUCUCUGACUUCUGAGGUUUAUGUUAUUGUGGGUGCGGUGAUUGUUCUUGUAUUAGGAAUUCUGAAGGUGCUUGCUAAUCGCGAUGCAUGGUUUCUGCUUGUCAUGGGGAUCAUCAUUCUUGUGCUAGCAAUAAUUGGCUUCAUGACUAAGAACUCACUUAUAUACCUUAUUGCGGCUAUCGUUGUGGUUGUUCUUGCUAUACUCGUAGUUGUCAGCACAAUUUUUUUCAUCUUGAACAGUGGAUUCACUUUAAGAGCGAUCAUCCUAAUAAUAGUGGACAUAAUUUUUAUCAUCUAUAAGACGAAUGCCUCUCCUGUCUUUUCACUCUACAAGCCUGAACGUGGCCACGGCUAA
Molecule: messenger RNA, 480 nt
Organism: Necator americanus (New World hookworm)
Lineage: Eukaryota; Metazoa; Nematoda; Chromadorea; Rhabditida; Ancylostomatidae
Exons: 8
Coding region: 1-480 (159 amino acids)
Source: RefSeq, a predicted model, not a curated record